AUGGAAGACGAUGAGACGGAGUCGACAGAUACUUACACGCUGCCGACCAAUCAGGUGCUAGACCCAGCCAUGCUGGCCAGCCCUGACCUCCUUUCAGAGGUCUCCGAUAUGAAACACGACCUCAUCAAGAUGUCUGCCAUCUUGACGACAGAGCAAACUGAACACCCAAGCCCUUCGGAUAGAGGAAGAGGAGGAGGAGGAAGAGGAGGAGGAAGGACAGGGAUGGAGGAGGAACCCGGGGAGCCGUUUGAGAUCAUGGAACAGGUGAAAGAGGAUCUGGAGAAGGUUGGAGAUAUUUUACGAGGGGGAGAUACUAGAUUCACAAACAACAAAGAGAAAGUACUGCAGAUGUCCAAAAUGGAGGACAAGGAGUUGGUUCUUCUCUCUCAGACUAAAGCCAAAGCCAUGACUCCCUCUGAUGUUCAGGAGUCGGUACUACAAGAAGUCAACAUUCAGAGGAAGACCUCUCCCACAAUUACCAAAGAGGUUAGAGAUAUGUCAGGUAUGGUGUCUCACCUCAGUGGAGGCGUGAACCAGAACCUAGAAGAGAGAUCUGGCGUAACCAGUUGCCCACUACAGGACAUCAUAGUCCAGGAGAGAUUAGAUCAGGUCGUUCUGAAGCGGGAAGGCAAACGCCAUCCUCCUGAGAUCAAAAAGCCGAUCAGGAAAAAGUUGAGGGACAGGGAACGUUCUGGAUGCAGCAGUUCCGAGGGGGAGCUGGAGAGGAUGAGCUCUGAGGAGUCCCUUGAUGGGGAUGUUGUUCUGGGAGAGGCGAGGCAGGAAGUGGUUCCCGGGUCUGAGCCUGGAGAGGUUCCCGGGUCUGAGCCUGUAGUGGUUCCCGGGUCUGAGCCUGGAGUGGUUCCCGGGUCUGAGCCUGUAGUGGUUCCCGGGUCUGAGCCUGUAGUGGUUCCCAGGUCUAUGCCUGGAGUGGUUCCUGGGUCUAAUCCUGUAGUGGUUCCCAGGUCUAUGCCUGGAGUGGUUCCCGGGUCUGAGCCUGUAGUGGUUCCCAGGUCUGAGCCUGUAGUGGUUCCCAGGUCUAUGCCUGUAGUGGUGUCUGGGUCUGGACCUGGAGUGGGGCCCGGGACUGCGUUUAAACCGACUGCAACCCUGGAUUGGGAUGUCGUACUGGGGGAGUCUGGGCUCGGGUCUGGGUCUGAAACUUGGUCUGGGCCUUCUGGACCAACCCCAGCCAUGGAGCCCCCAGUGUCGCCCCUGGUCGUGGAAACCCCUAUCGGAUCCAUAAAGGACAGAGUGAGAGCUCUGCAAAAGAAGGUUGAGGAAGAGGAAGAGGGGGAGGAUGGCCGUAAGCGAAAGCCUACACAGGCGCCAGUCCCUCAGAACACAACUUUCAUCACCAUCACUAAGGAGACGGGUGAGCCCCAGAUGCCAGAUCUUCCUAAGCUUCCCAGAUCUCCGAAAUCCCCCCGGUCUCAGACGGAGAGGCUGGAGGAGACGAUGUCUGUCCGGGAGCUGAUGAAGGCAUUCCAGACUGGCCAGGAUCCUUCCAAGAACAAAACGGGGCUCUUCGAGCACAAAGCCAUGACGUCAUCCACAACCUCCACAUCGAGCUCCGAGGCAGUGAUCGACAGUGAGACCUACAGAGCUGAAACCAGUCCCACAGAGCAUACGCCAGCAGAAACUCCAACUUCCACAAUCCUCUGCUCGCAUAGUGAUGUUCUGGCUCUCCAUUACAAAGGGGUGGAUGAUGAACCAAAUCUGAUCUUAGUAAGAGACCACUCUGAAGACUCUGAGAUAAUUCAUGUUACAGUUCAGUUGCAGGAGUCAGCGACUAACAUCAACAGAAUACAACCAGAGGACAGAGGGAUCCCUCUAGACAGGGCUCUACCAGAGGAUGGAUGUACCCUCCGAGACAGGGUUCUGCCAGAAGGUGGAGGGAUGCUCCUAGACAGGACUUUACUGGAAGAUACAGACCAGAGGGACAGAGGGAUCCUCUAG
Messenger RNA from Oncorhynchus keta (chum salmon), 1956 nucleotides. Its product is annotated as ankyrin-2-like. The transcript has a single exon. The record is from RefSeq and is a predicted model, not a curated record. The coding region runs from base 1 to 1956 and encodes 651 amino acids. NCBI's taxonomy places the organism in Eukaryota, Metazoa, Chordata, Actinopteri, Salmoniformes, Salmonidae.